AUGACCGACUCCCCUCGCGCCCGUCGUCCGCGCGCGCCCAAGCCGCUCAAGUGGAUCGUCGCCGACCUCCUCGCGCGGCACGUCGACGAGCUCGUCGACGCCGGGGGGGAGUCGCUCCGGCACCUCCCGUGUGACGUGAGAGACGCGCUGCUGGCGGUGGCGCGGCGUAGACGGUGCCUGGACGACGCCGCGCUUCGCGCGCUCGUGGACGAGUCCACGACGAUCAUCGACGCGAGCGGAUGCGGCGGCGGACGCGUCACCGACGCGGGCAUCGCCGCGCUCGCGGCGCGACGCGCGCUGCGCAACGUCACCGCGGUGGACCUUUCCAGAUGCGACGGCGUCACCGCGGCGGGGUUGAGGAUCCUCGCGCGCGCGGCGCCGAGGCUCCGGACGCUUCGAUGCGGCGGCGACGCGACGUGCAACGCCGCGUGCGAAGCAGCGAUACCGGGGAUCGUGCCGAGGCUCGAGGACGGGGGCGGGGUCGACGACUGGGAGACGCGCGCCGAGGUCGACUCCACCACGCGCGCGACGGCGCUCGAGUGGCUCGUGUGGCCCGACGUUCGGCCGGACACGCGCGCGACGAUCGUACGCCAGUGCCCGAGGAUACGAAUCGUCGCGCCGCCGAGGGAGGUGCACCUGCGCGCCGCAUCCGCCGUGACGGAUCCAUCGUUCGCGGCGGUGGCGGGCGAGGGAUGGAUCGGUUUCGGUCGCGCGAGGACGACGCCGGUGACUCACCGUCCGGUGACUCACCGGGGAUACGAAUCGUCCCCUCCCGGAUCGUCCCCGCGCCCCGUGAGCCAGUACGCGGAGCGGUGCGUCGGCCGCGGCGAGGACAACGACGGCCUCGUCGUCGUCGCCGCGUCGAAGCGUCCGGGGGAGGGUUUGACGACGCACCGACGAGGAAUUCCGUGGUGGCUCGCCGGGGAAAACGACGUUAACACGUCGCCAGCUGUGCCGCCGAUCGAGGCGGACCCGACGCGCGCGUUGGACGAGGCGCACCUCACGCGCGUCGACCCGCGUUCGUGGGUACACCCGUCGUCGUCGUCGUCGUCGUCGUCCCCCACCGCCGCCUCGAUCGAUCGAAGGGGAGCAAACAAACUAUUAGGGGAGAACGCCGCGACGACGGCGUCUUCGAUGGCGCUUCGAUGGAGGCUCAAGUUCGCGGAGGACGACGUGCCCAUCGCCGAGCGGUUCCGCCGGGCGUGCGCCGAGGUCGAGGCGGCGAGAACGGCGCGACGGGAACGGAACCACCAGAAGCGGAAGAACCGACACUUCAACCGGCUCGCGGCGUCGAGCUCGGAGAGGCUCAUCUUUCGCGCCAUGGACGACGUGUCGCUCGUGGACCUCCGUUGA
Micromonas commoda is the source of this 1353-nucleotide messenger RNA. RefSeq lists its product with no specific name. Bases 1 to 1353 code for a protein of 450 amino acids. The transcript has a single exon. The record is from RefSeq and is a predicted model, not a curated record. Lineage: Eukaryota; Viridiplantae; Chlorophyta; Mamiellophyceae; Mamiellales; Mamiellaceae.